UAUCAACACAGCAUCUAUUAUAGGUAGAUGAACGCAGCCUCGCAGUAAUGUUGGCCGAGGAGACUUCACCCCAUUCUUUCCCUGACAAUUGAGCCAGCGCCCACUGUAAAGUAGCCCCUGGCACGUUUGAAUGGCAGGUAGCGGUCGAGUGAGUAUUUUGCACUUGUAAAAUCAUAUCCUCAGUCGACUCUGAAAGCAGCCGCGGAGCGAAAGGUUGACAGGUAAUGAACCGUUGUCUAUCCUGCCACUGAACUCUCUACCAGAGGAGAACGUGGGCAGGGCCCACUACAAGCUGUGUGACCGGCUCAAACUGGAAAAGAAACAGCGCAGGAUGUGCAGACGAGACCCGGGCGUGGCAGAGACCCUGAGAGAGGCCAUCACCAUGAGCGCCCUAGAAUGCCAGUAUCAAUUCCGCUUUGAGAGGUGGAACUGCACCUUAGAGGGGCGCCACCGAGCCAACAUACUAAAGCGAGGAUUUAAAGAGACAGCCUUCCUGUAUGCCAUCUCCUCAGCGGGCCUCACGCAUGCCAUGGCCAAAGCUUGCAGCGCAGGACGCAUGGAGCGCUGCACGUGUGACGAGGCCCCGGACCUGGAGAACCGCAAGGCGUGGCAGUGGGGAGGCUGUGGGGACAACCUCAAAUACGCCAACAAGUUUGUCAAGGACUUCCUUGGAAAACGCUCCAACAAGGACCUGCGAGCACGCGUGGACAUGCAUAACACAAAUGUGGGCAUGAAGGUAAUCAAGGCUGGAGUGGAGACCACUUGCAAAUGCCAUGGCGUCUCUGGCUCCUGUACCGUCCAGACCUGCUGGAGACAGCUCCUGCCCUUCCACGAGAUCGGAAAGCAGCUGAAGCAGCGCUACGAGACCUCCGUCAAAGUUGGCAGCUCCACCAAUGAGGCGACAGGGGAGGGAGAGAUCUCCACAGGCCGGAGCCAGCAGCAGCAGCAGCCGCCACCCCUGCCUGGCCUGAAUGAGCAGAUCCCUCGCACUAUGGACCUGCUCCACAUCGAGGACUCUCCCAGUUUCUGUAGACCCAGCAAGUACUCGUCGGGCACAGCAGCCCGCAAGUGCUACAAGGAUAAGAACUGCGAAGCUAUCUGCUGCGGGCGAGGCCACAACACUCAGAGUAGGGAGGUGACCAGGCCCUGCCAGUGCCAGGUGCGCUGGUGCUGCUACGUCGAAUGCAAGCAGUGCACACAGAGAGAAGAGGUCUAUACCUGCAAAGGGUAAACCAGUCAUCUGUCAGUCCCAGUGGAGCAAGUGAAAGAUGGUCAUGUAGAAGAGGAAUAGUGGUUUUGUUCUCAAACAAGGUUUUGCUUCCACUGUCGGAACAGUGUCUGAACAAACAAAGAGGAGUGAGCCGAUGGAGAAGCAAUAAGCACUUUGAGGGAUUUCUGUGGGUUGGGGUUCAGGUGUCUUGUGACCCCUGUGUCUGGGGUUUUUCAGAAUUAAAAACCAUCUCAGACAACUGGGUCAACAUCUCAAGCUUUUUGUCACGGUGUUGCCUUGAAGAGAGUAGCUUUUAUUUUCAUAUUAAAAAAAAUCCAUUGCAUCUUCACACAAGAAAACAGAAAGAAAACAAAGAUUAGCAUCCAGUUAUUGAGGAUCCAAUUCAAGGACAGUAACACCAACAGACUGGUUUCUGGGGCCUUUCCCCAAGAAGAAUGGUUUGUGUGUGUGUGUGUGUGUGUGUGUGUGUGUGUGUGUGUGUGUGUGUGUGUGUGUGUGUGUGUGUGUGUGUGUGUGUGUGUGUUUGUUUGUCAAUUUUUACAUGUCUGUUUGUACAUGAGCACGUGACAGAUAACGAAGGGGGAGGGGGUUUCGAAUGACGACUUUUAUGGAAAUAAAAACCAUAUUCAGAGACUGCGAAAAAAGACAGGGUGUAAGAUUUACUCUACACGCACAUAUUUACCCUCACACACAUUGUGUGUUUGCAUAUGUAUGUACAUAAAUUCAGUUAUAUUGUAAUGAUAUUAUACAAGCCACUUAUCUAACUAUGUUAAAAAAACCACUAACCACACAAAUGUAUGUUGUUUGUGUGCUCUCGCUCGUUUUUCUUCUUGAUUCAUGUUGACAAGGCCCUUUGGAAAGCAGCACACUUGUGUCCGUCGUCUUUCUGUGGAUAAUUUAUAGAUCCUUUGGGACUACUCCUUCACAGGGAGAAAAAAAUUCUAAUUUUUUCUUUUUUUUUUUGUAAUAUAAUAUGAAACUGAAGUAAAUGCAUUAACAGAAAAUAACUAAACCAGUCAGUUUAGGCUAUUCUCGGCCUUGAGUGAACCAGUGUUCAGGGAAUAACUUAAACCACUAUAACUAUUUGGAUAAAAUAGAGAGAAAUAGUGCAAAUACAAAUAAUAUCCAAGUUGGAGAUGACAAUGGCCUUGUUAUAAUAGCCAAUACCGUUGCAACAGGUGAUCACUUGACCAGCAAAUGGUCCAUGUGUGUGUGUAGAUCAAAAAUUGUUGAGCUCUGCAGAGCUUAAAUCUACUUAUUAGGACUUUUUUUCUUUAACUUUGAAUACUUUGAAGUUGUAAAGAAAACUGUGGAGAACUGGAGGAAUUUCACAUCCCUCUUUCCUCUUCAGCUGUCCCAAUUUGAUUGAGCCAAAUGACAUGCAGUAUGUACAGUGAUCUGCGUCGGUCAGUCCAAACAGUAUGGGGCAACUGAGACGGAAAUCUAACUUGCAGAAAUGCUCAAGUGAAGAUGAAAGCGUAAGCCUCAUACCUAAUAUAAACAUGUUUUCUAAGACUAAUAUUUGUAUAAUGUUCGGCAAAUUGAGUCUAAAUACAAACAUUGGGGUUUUGCAAAUAUGCUGUCUUCAUUUAGAAGACAGCGUUGGUGUUGAGGUAAUUUACUUUUUCAUAGUGUUGCUUGGCACACAGUAACACUAUGCAGUAUACUGAACCCUGCCAUGCAACUACAGUGACAGUUCAAAGCAAUAGUGUGACGUUUUGGCAAAUACACCUAUUUUCUUUGUUGCCGAGAGUUAGAUGAUUGAUAAUCAUCUAGCUACAGCUAGCAGCAAGUUAGCUUAGUUUAGCAUGGAGAAACCGAGGGAAACAGCUACCCCGGCUCUGUCUGAGGCAACUCCCCACAAAACUGCAACUUGCCAUUAUUACAUUGGUUUGGUUUAUUUGCAGAUUAAACACACAAGAUACAAUGUGUUAAUUAGUGACCUUUAGAGGUGCUAGAAGGUGGGUUUUGUUACCUUCAGACAGAGCCAGGCUAGCUGUUUCCCCCCAUUUCCAUUCUUUAUGCUAGGCUUAGCUAACCGGCUGCUAGCUGUAGUCUCUUAUUAACCAGAAAAAUAUGAAAGUGGUAUCGCUUUUCUCAUCCAAUUCUCGGGAAGAAAGCAAAUAAGCGUAUUUCCCCAAAUGUCGAAUUUUUCUUAUAAGACAUAACUAUGAAGUCAAAGGUUAAUUUUAUGAAAAAUGCAUCUGUACACACAAAUGCAGACAAUAAUAUUUCAUUGUAUUCUCAGCACUUAGUUUCUGGGAACAGUAUGUUAUAUACUAUAAGAUAUAGGACCUUAUAUGCCUUGUUUUCGAUGGGUGUGAAUUAACUACUGAGUGAGGGACCCAGCUUUGUAUUAUGGCGCCAUUCACGCACUGAAGCCCAAAAGCCCUUUAAAGUAUUUAAAGUUCUGUAUUUAUAGGUACAGUGCAGUGCAGAAUAUUUUUUUGGUAAAUUGUAAAUAGCAAAGGUUUCUUCUCCUGUGGUAUAGAGACAAAAGUGAGGCACAUGUUCAACUCUCAAAAGCUAACUGAAACAGAAAUUGGUAGCAAUAAGAAACAUUAGGGCAAGUUAUUUGUGGAAACAGCAAACAGCUGCUGUAACAAGAUGGUUACAGAUUGUACGGCAAUAUAGCACCAUGCCAAACAUCCUUAAAAAUGGCUAAACAGGUGGUUUAAUGUUUAAAGAUGAUUAUCGUGAUAUUUGAAAUUAAACCAUUAUCCCCUACAGCAAAAUCAUGCUUUAGGAAGAGAACCUUGCUUGGCUUAUUUGUCCUGAGGAGAUGAAUUCCAAGCAUUUUGAUAUGAGGAGGCAUGCCAUAUAAAGACCGGUCAAAACAUAUACAUAGAACUUUGCACGCUACAUGGAAACCAUAAUAGCUAUGCUGAGACUCGAAGCAUAAAUGCCUUCUUCCCACAGCUUCUGGCGUGUGCAUUCUCCACACACGCACACUCCUUGGCCCAAACACACUCUGCUUUUGAACAGAUUCAAAACAGGCAUGACAGGAAUACCAAAUGCACACUUGGUGCAUUUUUGUUUGUUUAUAGAUUGUACAUAGACCUAAAUUUUCUCCCGGGGAGCAUGAUGCAGCAGCCAGCCGGUUUUUAGAUGUCACAGUCAUCCAUAUUCUCAAAUCCAAAACUCUGCACUGUUUAGUCGUCAGUGGAUCAUGUACAAAAUUCUAUUUUGUAGAAAAAAAUAAAAGAUAAAUUAUUUUUAAAUAUAUUAUGAGCAUGUGUUUAGUGUAAAUAACGUCAAAGUCUAAAUUGAUUUUAUAUCCUGUAUUUUUUACUCUGUUUUUCUUUUGGGUGUUUGUUCCUUUUGGGGUGGAGGCUUCAAGAAGCAGUGUAUACUUUAAACAUAUUUCAUUUCAUAUCUCAUCAUUUGCUGUUAUCUAAGCACUAACAAAUCCUAACAAAUUUAGAAUCUACUCACCUUUAGCUGACUUUCGUUCAUUCAAACAAUAAAGAGACAUUUCUGAAAGUAUUGGAACAAAAUCACAGUCAUCAACUAUAUUUUAAUAGGAUUUGAUCUGUUUGUGUAAUCGAUUAUUCUGUGAAAAGACUCUGGCUUUGUAAUGCUGGCCAUAUGAUAUAGUAUAAACUGAUGAUGUUGAUGAUUGCAUCAGUGUACACUGGUUUAUACUCACUUUUGGAUCACUUUACAUGUACAUGUACUUUUUGUUAGGAUUUGUGCUGUGCUUGUAAAACAAAGAUAAAACACACCAACACAUAUAUUACCCUUUGUGAUGAUACUACACAAACAAAGCUUUGUCCAUGUUCACUUAUUCAUGUCUUAUGGGAACCCUAAAUUAUUUUCCUCUACCUCAUGUGUAUAGCUUGUAGGUAUAAACAGAUCACAAAUGACUGGUAAGAAUGUAUUUAAGUUAUUUAACAUCUUUGUAUA
Xiphias gladius (swordfish) is the source of this 5137-nucleotide messenger RNA. RefSeq names its product wingless-type MMTV integration site family, member 9A (gene wnt9a). Gene Ontology annotation, molecular function: cytokine activity; frizzled binding. Bases 332 to 1231 code for a protein of 299 amino acids. The transcript is spliced from 4 exons. Lineage: Eukaryota; Metazoa; Chordata; Actinopteri; Istiophoriformes; Xiphiidae. The record is from RefSeq and is a predicted model, not a curated record. Gene Ontology annotation, cellular component: extracellular region. Gene Ontology annotation, biological process: multicellular organism development; cell fate commitment; neuron differentiation.